Messenger RNA from Epithele typhae, 852 nucleotides. Its product is annotated as 3' exoribonuclease family, domain 1-domain-containing protein. Gene Ontology annotation, biological process: U4 snRNA 3'-end processing; poly(A)-dependent snoRNA 3'-end processing; rRNA catabolic process. The transcript is spliced from 2 exons. Gene Ontology annotation, cellular component: nucleolus; nuclear exosome (RNase complex); cytoplasmic exosome (RNase complex). Lineage: Eukaryota; Fungi; Basidiomycota; Agaricomycetes; Polyporales; Epitheliaceae. The record is from RefSeq and is a predicted model, not a curated record. The coding region runs from base 1 to 852 and encodes 283 amino acids.
AUGUCACGGCCAGGAGGCCGCCGCGACGACCAACUACGCAAGAUUUCCAUCACGUACGAGGGUCUUGACCGCGUCGACGGUUCUGCGCGAUUCAGCUUCGGCCAGACCUCCGCGCUCGCCUCCGUGUCUGGCCCCAUCGAAGUCCGGCCAGCACAGGAGAACCCGGCGCAGGCGACCCUCGACGUGCAGGUGCGGCCCGUCGCCGCGCUCCCGGGCACGGACGCGAAGGCUCUCGCGACGACGCUGAAGGGGAUCCUCGCGCACUCGCUCUUCCUCGCGCGCAGCCCGCGCACCCUCGUGCAGAUCGUCGGCCAGGCCCUGUCCGGCGCGGAGACUGGUAGCGGCAGCGGCAGCGCUGGGCGAGGGUGGCCGGCGAGCCUCACUGCCGCAUUGGUGAACGCGGCCGCUGCGGCACUGAUCAACGCGGGCUCGGUACCGAUGAAAGGGGUCGUGUGCGCGGUCGCGGUGGGGAGGAUGACGGGUGGGGCUGUCCUGGUGCUGGACCCGGAGGAGAGCGAGCUGCCUCGACUGGCCGGUGGUGGGUGCUUUGCGUUCCUCUUUUCGUCGACGCUCGGGGACGGGAAGGAGUCUCCGGCGGUGGACGUCCCUCCGUGCUCGAUGCUAUGGACCAACUUCACGACGUCGGCUCCAUUCGAUGUGGACGAGCUGUCCCGUGCACGUCAACUGGCGGCGAAGGGGGCGGUCGAAGUCUGGCUGGCGAUGAAGGGGACUAUGGGGUCGGGCGCGGGCACUUUGAAUGAUUCUACGAGUACACAAGUCAAGGAGGAGAAUCUGUCCCAAAACGUACCCAGUGGUGCAAUGGAAGUGGACGAUGACGAGGUCGAGAUAUGA